AUGGCGAGUCAGUCGAUGGAGAUCAUGGCCAAGGCGCUGGAGCAGCAGGUGCUGCAGUCAGCCAGGAUGGUGGAGGAGCAGCUGGAUGCAGAGCUGGGGAAGCUGGAGCGCAUGGAUGAUGAUGAGAUGGAAAAGCUAAAGGAGAGGAGGAUGGAGGCCCUCAAGAAAUCCCAGAAACAUAAGCAUGUAGGUGGGAAAGGCAGAGUGGUCACAUUGGCUGAGCCAUAUGGUGGAUGCCAAACAAGCAUUUUAUUUAGUCCAUUCAGUUAUUUUAUACCAGUAACAACACUCAUCAUGGCACGUUUGUGCACUGUCCCCUCAGGAGUGGCUUGGUAAAGGGAACGGGGAGUACAAGGAGAUUCCCAGUGAGAAAUACUUCUUUCCUGAGGUGAAGGAGAGCAAUCGAGUGGUCUGCCAUUUCUACAGAGACUCCACCUUCAGGUUGGCAACACAGCAAUGUUUUCCUCUCUUCCUGUUUUUCUCCUUCUGCCAUUCCAGGCCAAAAACCUACGGGUUUUAUUCCUGCAAAUUAAUUGAGAUCCGGGGUGAGCUUACCCUCCUAAAUCCUAAGAAAAUGAUUAGAACGGGAUUUAUUGCCCAAUAAACCUUUAUUGCAGCUUCUACCAGGAGCUAACCCUGCUGUAUCCUCCCCCUGCAUUGUAAAGAUGCAAGAUCCUGGACAAGCACCUUAGCAUCCUGGCCAAGAAACACCUGGAGACCAAGUUCAUCAAGCUGAAUGUGGACAAGGCGCCAUUCCUGACGGAGAGGCUGCGGAUCAAGGUGAUUCCCACGCUGGCGCUGGUGAAGGAUGGCAAGACCAAGGACUACAUAGUGGGAUUCACAGACCUAGGAAAUACAGACGAGUUCCCCACAGAGGUGCUGGAGUGGAGAUUGGGCUGCUCCGACAUCAUCAACUACAGGUACACAGACUGGAGUGAUUUCCUAAAGAUAAUCACACCUCUAGGUAGAAAGAUGAUCUGUCUAGGUAUUUCCUGUUAGGCAUUUGAGGCCAUUGGUUCAUUUGCAAAAGGAAUAAAAAGCCUUACAUGUUCAUGCACAAACACAGGCUGAUUAGUCGUAUUAACAGUUCUACUUCAGUUCAUAUCAAGUCUCGUAACACCCCUCCUCUACACUUCUUCUCUCCCAGUGGUAACCUCAUGGAGCCCCCCACCCUGACACAGAAAUCUGGUUCAAAGUUCACCAAAGUGGAGAAGAAGACCAUCAGGGGGAGAGGGCACGACUCAGACUCUGAAGACGACUAG
Molecule: messenger RNA, 1262 nt
Organism: Coregonus sp. 'balchen'
Lineage: Eukaryota; Metazoa; Chordata; Actinopteri; Salmoniformes; Salmonidae
Source: the annotation of a GenBank genome assembly